ACGAUCAGUUUCAGUUGAAUGCAAUCAGCUCACGACAACACAACGCGCUCAAAUGCAGUUGACGCUUACAUUUCCGGUUUCGCUGGGGCUUCUGCUGGUGCUCUUAGCUGGUGCUCAUGCACAGGAUAUAAGGCCCGAGUUCCCAGUGGAUUUUCCACGGCCCACUGAAGAAGGUACGACUGGAGUAGUCACAGAAGAACCUACGACGCCCAGUCCUACAGGAGAUGAUACGACUGAGGCACCCACAGAAGAAGCUACGAGUGCAGGAUCCCCAGAAGAAGCUGCGACUCCAGCAUCCACUGAAAAUGCUAUGAGUGCAGGAUCCGCAGAAGAACCUACAACCACAAAAAAUGAUCAGAUCACAACAACGACAACAGAAGCUCCCAAAACCACAACGACAACAGAAGCUCCCAAAACCACAACGACAACAGAAGCUUCCAAAACAACAACGACUACAGAAGCACAUCCUCCGACUUAUAUACCACCAUACGCACCACCCACAAUCAGCAAUCGACCUACUUCCACCACCAAAAAUCCUUGGAUCUUGAACGAGCCGGCUGAGAGAUGCUAUCUGAGAGAUCAGAGGGAUUACGGCUAUCGGAACGGGGGAUGUGGACCUUGGGGCUGGCGGUCGACGAUAAGCUGCUAUCGCUGCUGCUACUUCGCCCACCGCAAUGUGGCCGGGUGCAGUAAAAUCCAUCGUGGCCGCUGUGGCUACCACUAGGGGAAACCCUGAGGAAACAUCUGCUGUAAUAUUUCGAGUAAAACACGUUUGUAAUAAACAUUUCGAACAGAAAUAGUAAUCAAAGUAA
Messenger RNA from Drosophila pseudoobscura, 812 nucleotides. RefSeq names its product cell wall protein SED1. The record is from RefSeq and is a predicted model, not a curated record. Lineage: Eukaryota; Metazoa; Arthropoda; Insecta; Diptera; Drosophilidae. The transcript is spliced from 2 exons. Bases 53 to 724 code for a protein of 223 amino acids.